This is a messenger RNA of Coprinopsis cinerea okayama7#130, 519 nucleotides long. RefSeq lists its product as hypothetical. The record is from RefSeq and is a predicted model, not a curated record. Lineage: Eukaryota; Fungi; Basidiomycota; Agaricomycetes; Agaricales; Psathyrellaceae. The transcript is spliced from 2 exons. The coding region runs from base 1 to 447 and encodes 148 amino acids.
AUGUCCGCCCCCGCUGAAUUCUUUGUUCGUCUCCAAAAGGGCAUCGUCGGUGGUUUCGCCCCACCCACCCCUGACGCAGUCUUCACCCUCACAAAGCCUGCAUCGGCCGCCAGUCUCAUGGUCACCACAGCCGUUCGUCCGGACGGAACUCCAGAGCUGAAGGAAUCAGCGGCGCCAAAGGAGCUUAGCAUCACCGAACCAUCCACCUCGUCCCUCGUCGAUGAGCUUUACACCAUCCUCAAGGAUCUCCCCACAGAACAACCCCCUGGCAGUGAAGACAUCUAUGGUCUCAACACAGGCAUCGUCUUUGCCUGCGACGAGUUCCAGUGGGCCAAUGGAGGCCCCCAAGGUUGCACGGGUGGCACAAGCGAGGUUCAACCCACCGAAGAACAGAAGCAGAAAUUCAAACGCGCAGUCGAAAUCGUCCACAAGAUCGCAGAGGCAUAACAAUACACAAUGUAAUCUAUACCUAACGAAUGCUCAGAAUACCCUCCUUUGUAGGGUUAAUCUUCCCCCCUC